AUGGCCGACCUUUUGGCUGUCCGGCACAAGAGAAAUCCCGGCGACGAUGGUUAUCGGACCCCCACCAUCGAAGAUACCGAGCGAGCAUUGUACCUGGUGGACCAAGCAGACAGUCCCGGUAGCAGAGUACGGGUUGUCCACACGACUGCGCUCGAGGCCGCGCUGCAGAAAGUACCAUCACGGGCCAUUGAUGGACCGAGCCGUCUAUGUAAGGAAUUGCCUGGUGGACCAGCGUAUGAUGGUGUGACUCUUUCUCGGAGAAGAACCGAUGCAUCAGCCACGAGUCUCAGUUGGAAAAAGCGUAUUCGGCACGUUACCUGGGCUUACUUUACCUUGACCAUGGCCACUGGUGGCUUGGCCAAUGUCUUAUAUCAAGUACCCUACCGGUUUCGAGGUUUGAAAACCAUAGGGGAUGUUGUCUUCUUGAUCAAUAUUGCGCUAUAUAUCCUGGUUUGGGGUCUUCUGAUAGCACGAUUCUACUAUUAUCCGUAUACAUUCAAGGCAUCUUUUCUCCACCCAACAGAAUCCUUGUUUGUGCCGGCGUCAGUGGUGUCCUUUGGAACGAUCUUGAUCAAUGUAUCCCAGUACGGCGCCGGCAGCACGGGGGAUUGGUUGCAACGAGCAGUGGGAAUUCUGUUCUGGAUUGAUGCCACACUUGCGGUGAUGUUCUCGGCGGGAAUCUACGUCCUUCUAUGGUCAACCCAGACUUUUACCAUUGCACAAAUGACUCCAAUCUGGAUCUUCCCUGCGUACCCUAUGCUCAUCAUCGGACCUCAUGCUGGCGUCUUGAGUAAGAAGCUGGAACCAUCGCGCGCCCUGCCCAUCAUUAUUGGCGCCACGACAAUCCAGGGAGUCGGCUUUUUGGUUUCGCUGAUGGUCUACUCGGCCUUUAUCUACCGACUCAUGACGCAGAAACUCCCGAAGGAGAAUGUACGCCCUGGUAUGUUUGUCUCGGUGGGACCUAGCGGAUUCACCGUCGCGGGGCUUGUCAACAUGGCCUCCGAGGCGAAGCGGUGCUUCCCGGCUGAUUUUAUGGGGAACGGGCCGCUGGCGGCCGAUAUCAUUAAGGUGGUUGUGGAUUUUGCAGCAUUGUGGUUGUGGGGGUUGGCGAUAUUCUUCUUCAUCAUUGCAAGUUCAGCACACAUGUCAGCCAUCGGACCAGGCCGCAUGGUCUUCUCGAUGACUUGGUUCUCGUUUGUGUUUCCCAACACGGCACUCAUCACCGCCACAUUUGCCAUAGGCAAGGCAUUUUCCUGCAAGGCCAUUGAUAUUGUUGGCUGUGUUGCCGUUUUCCCUUUGCUGUUGAUGUACUUUUUCGUCUGCUAUAUGAUGAUCCGGGCUAUUGUUCUGCGCCAUAUCUUGUGGCCUCAGAAAGGAGAGGAUCGAGACGAGGGUGGAUUUGAGAUUCUUCAGAUCAAACCGGAUGCAGAAAUUGAAGGGGAUACGGCUGUUUAG
Penicillium lagena is the source of this 1455-nucleotide messenger RNA. RefSeq names its product tellurite-resistance/dicarboxylate transporter family protein. Gene Ontology annotation, molecular function: malate transmembrane transporter activity. NCBI's taxonomy places the organism in Eukaryota, Fungi, Ascomycota, Eurotiomycetes, Eurotiales, Aspergillaceae. Gene Ontology annotation, cellular component: membrane. Gene Ontology annotation, biological process: malate transmembrane transport. The transcript is spliced from 4 exons. The coding region runs from base 1 to 1455 and encodes 484 amino acids. The record is from RefSeq and is a predicted model, not a curated record.